Messenger RNA from Cetraspora pellucida, 429 nucleotides. NCBI's taxonomy places the organism in Eukaryota, Fungi, Glomeromycota, Glomeromycetes, Diversisporales, Gigasporaceae. The record is from the annotation of a GenBank genome assembly.
AUGGUUUCCCAUAUUGCUCUUCUUGUAGUUAUGACAAUUAGGUUCAAGUAUUUCCUAUCUAUAGAACAACCUGUCCAAACAUUCAUAAGUAGAGACAUUAUAUUUAUUUCAGGAAAAUUUGUUAUUGAAGAUUCUGAAUCAUGUUUUACUGUAGCAUAUUUAAGCAUUGUCAAUAAUAACAACCCUGAUCAUGAAUUUGAUAUGACCAGUAUUCCUUUAUGGAUACUAACAAUUAUUGAUAUUAUUAAUAAAGAUAUUGAUUUUGCUUUUACUAGGUUAACUAAAAAAAAUGUUGAUGUAUUUGAUUUUUCUUCAGCUACUAUUGAUAAUAAUCAUAUUGAUUUGGAUCUACUAAUUAUAGAAAUUAAAUCUGAUAAUGACAAUGAGACUUUAGAAGAUGAAGAUGAUGAACAGAAGGAAGAACUUUAA